AUGACAGCUGGAUGGCCUCCGGCGGCAGUCGACAAGAGCCUGGAAGACCUCAAGGAACAGUCAGCAAAAGUCCGAGCCGCGUAUGCCCUGGCUGCGCGCGGCAACGACGACGAUCUCGUCGAGCUUUUCCGAGCUCUCAACAGCCACGAUCCCCCCACUCGCAUGGCGGCCGCGGGCGGUUUGGCGGCGGCAUUAGGCUCCGACUGUACUGGAUGCCGGGAGUUGGAGGAGUCCCUGAUCCAGAGCUUCGGAAAGACGCCUCUACCUUGGAUCAGCACGGACUACAUCCGCUCGCACACUGGCUUCUACUUGGCUGGCGUUUUGGCAGAUAUGGGGACAGAGACAGCGGCGCCAGUGCUCAUGUCCUAUGUUGGUCGUGCUGCCGACGGCUUUGAUCACACCAUCGGCGGCUAUGGCGUCGGGCCCGGAAAGAUGGUGCUCCUGCAGAUGAUGGAGUAUCAGAAGCAGGACAUCGACGAGCGCUGGUUUGCCGAUGAGCGCUACGUCCAGGGUGGCUUCUUCGGCACGCGCCUCCUCGGUGCACCGGCCACGCACGUGCAGGCUGCCAAGGCUUUGGGUUUCUUGGCACCCGCGAGCCUGGGCCACGAGCUGAUUGAGCAGAGCCUGCGGAUCUGCAUCAAGGCCGUGGUGGACAUGGAGAUGGAGCUGAGAGGGCAGGUCAAGGAGGUGGAUCAAGAGGAUGGGGCCUUCUGCGCUGGCGCCCUGCUUGGCUGGCUUCGCUUCACGUACCGUUUCCCCGCCUCGCCGCCGCCGGCCCAAGCAGUGGUGGCACUGACGUCAGUCUUGGCUGCAGCACGGAAGAUGAUGGUCCAGCUCGAUCGCCGCAUUGCGAAACUGUGGCCCAUCAUCCAAAAGUCUGAAGAGCUGCUCCGACGCUACGGCGAGGAGGUGGAGGAGACCAGGCUGAUCCAGCUGGACUGCCGCGGCUGCUUCCUGAGAUCUGAUCUCUCGGUCGAUGUGGUGCCGUGGGUGCAGCUGCAUCGUUCUGGGAUCCCAGCCGCCGGCCUGGGCUUGGCCGGCUUCGAGCGCAACGACCGCGCGACCGCGCUCGCCUGCGAGGCGUUCCUGCAGGUGCGUGGCCGCCUCUUCGACACUGCCUUCAGCUACCAGCAGCAGAGAGGCAUUCAUGCUGCGGUCAUCGCAAAAGCUCUGCCCCGGUCUGCGGUGACGAUCAUCAGCAAAGUUCCACUGGGGGAGGCCGAGGAGGUGGCGCAGGCGAUCUCCAAAACUGCGGAGGAGCUUGGCGGACUACAGGGCAUUGAGUCGCUUGGAAACGACUUAAUGUUUGACCUUCUUUUGAUCGCAGCUCGCCCUCUGGGCAGGAGUGAGCAGCAAGCGAUCGCAAGCGAACCAGUGCAGACCCUCCAGCCGAAAGGCCACUUGGAAGGAGUGCCGGCUGCUGGCUUGGCAGCUCCCUGCUUCGAUUACAAGAUGCCCAUGUUGGAUGGGCGAAGUUAA
Symbiodinium natans is the source of this 1479-nucleotide messenger RNA. Lineage: Eukaryota; Dinophyceae; Suessiales; Symbiodiniaceae. The record is from the annotation of a GenBank genome assembly.